Molecule: messenger RNA, 2130 nt
Organism: Tricharina praecox
Lineage: Eukaryota; Fungi; Ascomycota; Pezizomycetes; Pezizales; Pyronemataceae
Exons: 4
Source: RefSeq, a predicted model, not a curated record
CGUAUGCCAACCCGCGAUCUUGAUUGCAAGCUACUCACACAGUGAUCUUGGUGCACUUUAUAUGAGACUCAGUUUUGCCUCCCUGCCCCUCCUUCUCUACAGAAAACCCAAGUAAAACGGUCUACAUUUUUACUUCGUUCAUGUUACGUUCAGCUUCCUCAACGGCCACUCACAAUCUCCGUCACCGCUGCAACUCGAAUCUCAUCAGCGCCCAGAAGCGGAGGAACUGUCAUCCGCAGCAGAGUCCCCUACGCUUUGAAACAGCGGUAAGGCAGCAACAAAGAAAUUACCAUCAGCAUCACCAGCAUCAUCGCGACUCGAACAAACAUAAAAACCGCCGAUACACCACUACCGUCAUAGCUGCUACUGCUGCCCUAGCUUUACCGGUAUCAUACGCCCUCGGCAGGAACUCAGAGGAAAGUGCCGACGACUCCAGGAAUAAAUCUUCCGCCUUUUCGCUUUGGCCAUUCACCACUACCACUGCCCCGGAAACUCCUUCAUCCGACGACUCCCACACAGCGCCGAACUCCAACAACGAACCCAACAACAUGACCGGCCCUUCCACCGCAAAAAUUCCGCCAGGACGGCCAGAGACAUUGACGAAAGCCGAAGAAGCGAAAUUGAAGGAGCUAUGGGCAGCUUCGAUGCGAGUAUUCGGCGUCAUUGAGCACGACUCCGUCUCGGCACCGUCGGAUACCGCUGCUCCCGAAGUCCACUCCGCGGCGCCGAGUACCACCGAAGAGUCAACUCACAGCAAGAAGAAGUCGCUGGGGCGCCUGCUCUCCAGGUCUACCAAAAGGGACAGUCAUCCGCCGGCGACGGCUACACCUUUGUCUCCUACUACCGCUGCUUCACCCGUUACUCUCGACGACUCGGACGAUAAGUAUGGCCAUAACAAGGACUUCAAGGUCGCGCUUGCGUCGCAAACGCCCGCGGAGCUUAGGGAGGCGUUUUGGGGCAUGGUGAAGUGCGAUAAUCCUGAUGGACUGCUGCUGCGGUUCCUCCGAGCGCGCAAGUGGGAUGUGGACAAGGCGCUGGUCAUGAUGGUUGCCACUAUGGGGUGGAGAUCAAAAGAGAUGGAUGUUGCGAAAGUGGUCCGCGACGGCGAGAGUGUCCCGAUCGCGGAAAACGACGAAGGCUUCAUGAAGCAGCUGCGGAUGGGCAAGAGUUUCCUGCACGGUGUGGAUAAAGACGGAAGGCCCAUCUGCUUCGUCAGGGUGCGUCUGCACAAGCAGGCAGACCAGACGGAAAAGAGUCUCGAGAAAUACACUAUCUACAUCAUGGAGACGGCGAGGUUGAUGCUCAGGACUCCGGUGGAUACGGCGUGUGUGGUGUUUGAUAUGACGAGCUUCUCUUUGGCGAAUAUGGAUUACGCCCCAGUCAAGUUCAUGAUUAAGUGCUUCGAGGCGCACUAUCCCGAGUCGUUGGGAAUAUGUCUAGUGCAUAAAGCACCAUGGGUGUUCCAGAGUGUUUGGAGUAUCAUCAAAGGCUGGCUUGACCCCGUAGUCGCCUCGAAGAUUCAUUUCACCAAGACUACCGAAGAGCUGGAGCAAUUCAUCUCGCGCUCACAGAUCAUCAAAGAACUCGGCGGUGACGAGGACUGGGAGUACAAAUACAUCGAGCCCGCAGAGGGCGAAGACGUGGCAUUGAACAACACAGCAAGUCUAAGCUCUCUGCAGGCCGGGCGAGACGCUGUAGUCAAGGAGUAUGAAGAGCUGACCCGGGCAUGGAUCGCCGCGCCGGAGGGAGCGGAGUCGGAUGAGAAGAAGAAUAAGCGGACGGAGCUGGCGAAGAAGCUCGAAAGAGGGUACUGGGCAAUGGAUAAGUACCUACGUGGGCGAACAUUGUACGAUCGUACCGGUGUCUUGAAGCCGGAUGGGAGUGUGGAUUUCUACCCCCAGAAGCAGGUAACAGUUGAGACUCAGAGCGACGAUAUAGACUAGAGCUGGAGGGAAGGCCUUUCAAGGUAGUUUGUUUUUUGGGUUUUGUCUUCUUAAGAGGGAUGGGAUACAUUAUAAUGUAUGUAAGAUGAGAAUGGCUUGGUUUAAUGGCAUGGCGACAAUGCGAGUCGAGUUAGACGUUGCGAUUGACCGCUCAUGUUUCGGUAAAGAAUGGCAAUCGAAAUGCGGG